CAGCAACGCAGAUGCAGCUCAAGAACACCGUUGGUAUCGUCACGGGCGCCGCUCAAGGCCUUGGCCUCGCCUUCUCCAAGUCGAUCCUCGAGGGUGGCGGCCGCGUCUUCCUCACCGACAUCAACCACACGGUGCUCGUCGAUGCGGCGCGGGCGCUCCAGGCCCGCCACUCGGUCGCACGCGUGGGCUACGCCGUGCAGGACGUCACGGACGACGCGUCGUUUGAUGCGAUAUUUGACGCCGCCAACAAGCAUUUUGACGCGGACCUUGUCAACCUCCUCGUCAACAACGCCGGCGUGAGCUGCAAGUACCACGAGUUCUACAGCGAAAGCACUGCCUGGCGCAAGACGAUCGAGGUCAACCUCAUCUCCGUCAUGCGCGGGACGCAGGUCGCGCUGCACCGCCUCGCCAAGCCCGGCGUCAUCGUCAACGUCGCCAGCGCCGCCGCGUUCCAGCCGACGCCGCCGAUCCCCGAGUACGGCGUCACGAAGGGUGCCGUCGUCAACUUUACGCAGGCGAUCGCGCACCAAGCCAAGGACAUUCGCGUCACGGCGUUCUGCCCCGCGUUUGUCGACACGCCGAUGGGCCAAGUCGCGCUCAAGGGCUCGCCGCAGGUCGUCGAGGCCUUUGGCGGUCUCCUCACGCCCGAAUAUACGGCCGAGAUCUUCAAGACGUCGUUGCUUGACGAGACGAACGCUGGCAAAGCGCUCCUCGUGACCCCGCGCCAUGUGGGCUACCACGGCGACAAGCCUUAG
Messenger RNA from Saprolegnia parasitica CBS 223.65, 755 nucleotides. RefSeq lists its product as hypothetical. Gene Ontology annotation, molecular function: oxidoreductase activity, acting on the CH-OH group of donors, NAD or NADP as acceptor. NCBI's taxonomy places the organism in Eukaryota, Oomycota, Saprolegniomycetes, Saprolegniales, Saprolegniaceae. The transcript is spliced from 2 exons. Gene Ontology annotation, cellular component: cytoplasm. Bases 12 to 755 code for a protein of 247 amino acids. The record is from RefSeq and is a predicted model, not a curated record.